Messenger RNA from Microplitis demolitor, 2578 nucleotides. RefSeq names its product protein spaetzle 5 (gene spz5). NCBI's taxonomy places the organism in Eukaryota, Metazoa, Arthropoda, Insecta, Hymenoptera, Braconidae. The transcript has 7 exons. The record is from RefSeq and is a predicted model, not a curated record. Gene Ontology annotation, cellular component: extracellular region. Gene Ontology annotation, molecular function: Toll binding; growth factor activity. Gene Ontology annotation, biological process: innate immune response; regulation of Toll signaling pathway; central nervous system formation. Bases 604 to 1542 code for a protein of 312 amino acids.
UCGUAGAAUCGAAAAACCUCCAGUCUUAUCCUCUUCCUCUUGCGUGCGAGUCGGUUUUAUUCUCAUUUACUCUGAGCUCAAAACCACGUGUCUGGUAAAGUUACAAGAAAAAACAAUUUUCAAAAAUUCCCUCUCAAAAUUUGAAAUUUCCAUACCCCAGUAAUGAGUUUUAAUAAAAACCCGGUUUUAAAUUUUUAUUUGUCAUCAAAAUAAUUUUAAAAAAAUAUUUCGCGUAUUAAAUAAAAUAAAAAUAAGUGAGUAAUUAGUAGUAUGUUAAUUUAUUAAUCCUUGAUGUCUUUUAAUUUCCUGUUAAGUGACAAGUUGCUGAAUAAUGCGUAAUAAAUAAUGAUUAUUAUUUAAUUUAUAAUUUAAAGUAAUAAUUUAUUUUGAAAACUAUGAUGGGAUUUUUGGAGUCGGUGUUGAUAUUUAUGAUUUGAAUUCAAAUAAUUUUGGCGGUUCAAUUGUAACUUUAAUUAAAGAGUGAGUGUACUGAGUAAUAAUAAGUAUAAUUAAAUGAAAUAAAAAUGCGUUAAUUGAUGAGCAAGAUAAAUAUAAUCCAUUGGAAUAACAGUAAUUUAUCAGACAAAUGAAAAUAAUUGAAAUAUGCUGGUGGCGAAUGUCGCGAGGGGCAACUGGCGGCAACCCUGUGGCUCUUACGGUUGUCCCUAUCAGCCUCGUUACGAGCCCUUCGUGCCUGCACCGCCCGGGCACACGCCUCGAUGCGCCAAGCCUGGACAAACCUUCUGCGAAACUCUCGAUCAUUAUCCUCAGCAGCUUAUUAAAUUUCUGGUCGAGAAGUGUAUGUACAAUUUUGCGACGAUACUGAAAGAUGAGUCGCAGUAUGAUUUUAAUACCAAUAAAUUGAAGCCUGGUUAUGGGGGGUACGAAUACUCGAAACCGGAAAUCCAAAAUUUUUAUCAGCCAGUGACGCUAUUGGCGCCACAGUAUCCGUUUUCGACGCAGGCAUCCAAUUAUCAGAUGAAAAAUUCUUCAGAGGGAUAUGCAUAUCCGGUGCCAUCUGAGUCACAGAAUCGAUUUACGGUGGAUGCCUCGGAAAAAGAGGAAACGGACAAUUCUAGGCAAUCAAAUUCUUAUGAAUUCAAUCAAAAUCCAUGGCUAUCAUCUAGGCAUGUUCGUCAAAGUGAUGAAAACCCAGGACGCUCGCGUCGGGAAAAUCCCUUCUUAGAGUCGACAAAAAAAAACUACAAGAAACGACAAACGGAUCCCCGUACAAUAACACUUUGCCCCACCGAUUCGCAUUACGUUACGCCACGGGCUGGAUUAAACAAUCAAGGAAACUGGAUGUACAUCGUCAAUAUUCCGCAAACACGUGACAAUUAUUCACAAUUAGUGAAAAGUGAAAUUUGCACAUCCACAACGUGUGAUGGAAUUUGCAGUUUACCUGAUGGAUACUCGAGUAAAUGUGAACAGCAAUAUGUACAGAAACGUUUAGUGGCAUUAGAGGGUUCCGGUGACCGUCUUUACACGGACGUUUUUUGGAUUCCUCACGGAUGUUCAUGUCAAAUUACUCCUAAUUUUUAAUUUUGUUUUGUUUAUACUCAACCAAAAUUUAUUUCCAAAUAAUUAUUUUCACAAAAACCCGGAGUUAAAUUUAACUCCGUGGACUCCGGAGUCUAAAAUUUAGUACAAAUGAUUCCGGCUCCAAAACAAUUACAUACGCAAUAGAAAAUUUCAAAUUUGAUUUGAAUUUACCCCCGUUUCAAGCAAUUCGGAAUAGACUCCGAGUGCAGAUGUCUAAUAAUGGUCUAGACUUGUCUGAGAAGUUGCCUCCGCACAUUUCUGACUAAAAAAACAAUGAUUUAAAAGUCAUAUUGCGUAACGACAUUUCGUUCGUCGAAAAAUAUUUUUAAAAAAUGCAUUUCCGGUAGAACGUGUUCCCAUAAAGUGUAGAGUGUAGACAGUGCAAUGACUCGCGGAUAUCUGGGCCCAAGAGAAAGGUGUCGAGCGGAAGAUGAAUAAUGCAUGACUGAUGACACUAAACCGGUUGCUUUCUUGCAAUAAGUCUGCUAUUACUUAAAUUAUUUUACCGUUCGCCCUAUUGUUAAUAUUUAUCACCGUACUCAUAAUGAUAAUCAUAAUUGUAACAUUAGAGCACCAGGCUGACUCGACAACUUUACACCAACAAAAACAGUCAUAAUUUGUAAUGAGUCACCCCCUCAACUCGAGUCAAUCCCUAAACUGAUGUGUCAUUAAUCAUUUUAUUUUUACUAUAUUAUUCAUUAUUAAUUUUUUCAUUUUUUUUUUAAAUUUUUCUUCAUAAACUCGUUGGGUACAAAAAAAUAUAACGAUAGAUUAUUAGCUCACUUGAUAAUGCGAGCAGCUGCUGAGUGACGAGGAAUUUAGAUUUAAUUUUCUACGGCGGCGGGAGAUGGCGCCAGUGGUAUCUUUUUUAUUAUUUAUUUACAACCUCUUACAUAAAAUAUUUUUUUCUUAACUAUCGCGUAAAAAUGAAAAAAAAAAGUUGCAUUAAAAACAGAAGCUAAAAAAGAUUUUUUAUGAUAAAUUUAAUUUAUAAAUAAACUUUUUUUUAUGGUAAUUAAUAAAUCAAUGAAUGAUA